Messenger RNA from Sodiomyces alkalinus F11, 2449 nucleotides. RefSeq names its product DUF1446-domain-containing protein. NCBI's taxonomy places the organism in Eukaryota, Fungi, Ascomycota, Sordariomycetes, Glomerellales, Plectosphaerellaceae. The record is from RefSeq and is a predicted model, not a curated record. The transcript is spliced from 3 exons. The coding region runs from base 459 to 2333 and encodes 624 amino acids.
UUUGUUCUGGUCCAGUCCGUCCAGCCCGUCCUGUCCGUCCUGUCCGUCCAGUCGAAUGUAGGAACCUCCAGUCUAUCGACCAGAGGUUAACAGACUCCGGUUUCUGUGGUGUCGGAUCUCGCCAUGACAUGACAACCCACCGAGAUGGAAAGCAGUGGGCGAGGGGAUGUGGUCUGCCGGAAAGUGAUCAACUUGUAAGAACGAUGCGUUUUCCGAUGCGCAUAUAUACGGGACCCCGAAGUCCUGUAGCAUUAUAUCAAGGUCUCGCUGCUUCAUUUCACAGACCAUCGACUGCUUCUCCAUCUUCCCUCCUCCAUCCUCCAUCCUCCAUCCUCCAUCCUCCACCCUCCACCCUCCACCCUCCUCCAACUACUCCCCCGUGCCCGCCCUUGUUCCCUAGGAACACCUCCCCCCAAACCUCCAACACAACAAAGCAGUCGUAACGCAUCACAGCCAUCAUGCCUUCUGCCAAGCGGGCCAUCCGCAUCGCCGGCUCGUCCGGCGGUUUCUCCGACCGCCAGCGCGCCAUCGGCGACCUGGCCAAGAACUGCGACAUCGACUGCAUCAUCGGCGACUGGCUCUCCGAGUGCACCAUGACCCUCCACGGCGCCCAGAAGAAGCAGAACGAGCGCCUCCUCAACGAGGGCCAGCUCACCGAGCAGCCCCAGGGCCUCUUCGACCCCACCUUCAUGGAGAACCUGAGCCCCGCCCUCCCCUACCUCAAGUCCAAGAACAUCAAGGUCGCCGUCAACGCCGGCGCCAGCGACACCGAGAUGCUCGCCGGCCUCGUCGAGGCCGAGAUCAAGGCCCAGGGCCUCGACCUCAAGGUCGGCUGGAUCAACGGUGAUGAGGUGACCGAGACCGUGCGCAGGAUGUAUGAGAAUGGCGAGGAGUUUACCAGCUUGAUGACCGGCAAGCCCCUGAAGGAGUGGGGUCACAUGGAGUACUUUGAGGCUGCCCAGUGCUACCUCGGUGGUGCUGGCAUCGCCGAAGCCCUCCGUCAGGGCUGCGACAUUGUCGUCGCCGGCCGCGUCGCCGACGCCGCCCCCACCAUCGGCGCCUCCAUGUGGUGGCACGGCUGGGACCGCGAGACCGACCUGGACCAGCUCGCCGGCUCGCUCGUGUGCGGCCACCUGAUCGAGUGCUCCUCGUACGUGUGCGGCGGCUACUUCUCGGGCUUCAAGCGCCUGAUGGACAAGUGCGAGAACAUCGGCUUCCCCAUCGCCGAGGUCGAGGCCGACGGGUCCUGCGUCAUCACCAAGGAGCCCGGCACCGGCGGCGAGGUCUCCGUCGGCACCGUCUCCUCGCAGCUGCUCUACGAGAUCCAGGGCCCGCUCUACUACGGCUCCGACGUCACCGCCAACCUCGAGGGCAUCGUCAUGACCCAGCUCGGCCCCGACCGCGUCCAGGUCACCGGCGUCAAGGGCCUCCCCGCCCCCGCCACCACCAAGGUCGGCCUCACCGCUUUCGGCGGCUACCAGGCCGAGUUCCACUACUACAUCUGCGGCCUCGACCUCGAGGAGAAGGCCGAGUGGACCGAGCGCCAGGUCCGUCACUCCAUCGGCGAUGCCGUCAAGGAUCUCAGCUGCCUCAAGUUCAGCCUGAACGGCUACUGCCCUCCCAACCCGCGUAACCAGGACGUCGCCACCGUCGACAUGCGCGUUUUCGUCCAGACCAGGCGCCGUGAGCUUGUCGACAAGUCCACUCUCGAUGUGCCCGGAUUCAACCGCUGGUGCAUGGAGAACUUCCUCCAGUCCUGCCCCGGCGCCACCCUGGGCAACGACCAGCGCCAGUCCGAAGGCAAGCCCUUCUACGAGUACUACGUGACCCUGCUCCCGCAGUCGGAGGUGAAGCACCGCGUCGAGCUCCCCUGGGCGGGCAAGACCAUCGACAUCCCCGUGCAGAAGAACGUGACCACCGCCUACCCGCGCGACCAGAAGAGCUACGACCCCGUCGAGCCCGCCGACCUUUCUUCCUUUGGCCCCACCACCCGGGGUCCCCUCGGCUGGGUCGUCGGCGGCCGCUCGGGCGACAAGGCCAGCGACGCCAACGUCGGGUUCUGGGUCCGCCACGACGACGAGUGGGAGUGGCUGCGCAGCGUCCUCACCAUCGACAAGGUUAGCCAGAUGCUGGAGGGGAGCAACAAGGGCAAGAGGAUCGAGAGGUUUGAGAUCCCGGGUGUUCGGGCCGUGCAUUUCCUCCUGAGGGAUCACUUGGACCGUGGGUUCAACUCGACCAGCGAGUAUGAUACCCUGGGUAAGAACCUGUGCGAGUAUCUGCGUGCCAAGUACGUGGAUAUUCCCAACAAGUUCCUUCGGAGGGGUCGGAUCUAAAGGAUUGGGGGUCGAGGGUGUUGUUGUGGAUGGGGAUGUAUGUGAUGGGAAAAUGAAGGAUCCCGUGGAGGGUAUUGGUAUGAUAAAACAAUGAAAUGAAUGACAGGACUUUGUCA